This is a messenger RNA of Somion occarium, 1388 nucleotides long. Lineage: Eukaryota; Fungi; Basidiomycota; Agaricomycetes; Polyporales; Cerrenaceae. The record is from the annotation of a GenBank genome assembly.
GUGAGCUUUCCAAGUACUAUGGAUACUGACACAAUUAUGGAGUUUGCUUGAGCCACAGGCACGACAUCGCAGAGCACUUAUUUGCCUUUGUUCUCUUCAUGGCUGGAAACCAUUCUCUGUUUACUACCUGAUGAUUCGACAUGCCCGAGUUUCGAGGCUUCCCUGCCGGACGCUUCUCACGCUGAAUGGAAACAUGUACCUGGACGUCUUAUUUUAGAUUCUUUGUGUCGUCCUCUCCGAGUUUGCCGCAACACCACACGUUGCGUGGUUAUAUUAUCUCUUUUACCCGCCCACGCCUUCAUGCGGCCCAUAUCAAAAGACGGAAUCGGAAUCUUGGAAUGUCUAGUUUGCACUGGGUGCGCAAAACAUAUGUGUUUCCUGUGCUCACCACCUCUUCCAACUGCCCAGCCGUGGAACGGAGAGAAGGGAUGCAACAUGGCAAGUAUUAUAAAAGGUUCCGAUGUCCUUUCUAGGCUGCCAGUAUUUUGUUGCAAUUUCACUUCUUCUCUAUGGCAUGGACUGUCACUGUAUUUCUCCAUUAUUAGGAUCUGAAAUUCCAUGGAGAUUUUCGUUAUCUCGCCACAUCCUGUUCAGUCGGAGACCCCUCUUGUACUCCGGCCAUGUUCCAUGCUGUUUGAUCAGAUACGCUAGGUUCAUUUUGGUCGGGAUGGAAAGUCUCUAUUCAGUCAAUUACACCCGAGUUUCCAUCGGCGGACGAUCCAUGCGAAUUCACAAUGAACUUACCACAACAUCGACCACCGCCCCCGUCGAGCGCGAUCCGAUAUCUGCUUCUUCAAUGGCAGCCAGAAACUGUGACGUUAAGGGCCCUAGUAUCCACUAUCCCUCGAAAACGAUACCUUUGGUGGACAUCCCACUCCCUUCUUUAUAUCCAUAUAUCGGUUCAAGCGUGCUGGAGGAGCCGAAGUUUAGAGAGGAAGUCACAAAAUUCACAUUACGAUGGACGGGUUUAUUCAGUGGUACUUUCUUUCCGAAAAUGUCAAGCUCUUGACUUCUACCGUCGUUAUAUUGGGUUUGCACAUUGUGUGCUACUUGAUCUUUAUGUGCUGGCAUACACGUGCAAUAUCAUCACUCGAGAUCCGAGAAACAGCACAUGCUGGGUCGGGCUUUUCAAAAGGUUCCGUGGCUAGAAAGAUGGACUUAGUACCGAUUAGAGCAUGUUCGAACUCGCCUGAAAAGCUCUCGCUGUUCAGAAUUGGAGACAGCAGUUACCAUCCGCAGCGAGGAGAUAGGGCCUGAAUUUUGAGUUUGUUUCAGAAUGCAGGCAAACAAUAUGCCCUAUUGCAUCUGCCCACGGGGAUUUCACAAAUGAUAUGAACGGAGCCUGCUUUCACUUGCCAACAGUGGCAAUUUUCGCACUCUGAUUAUCG